Planococcus citri (citrus mealybug) is the source of this 1890-nucleotide messenger RNA. Its product is annotated as speckle-type POZ protein B-like. The transcript has 2 exons. Gene Ontology annotation, biological process: proteasome-mediated ubiquitin-dependent protein catabolic process; regulation of proteolysis. Gene Ontology annotation, molecular function: ubiquitin protein ligase binding. The coding region runs from base 84 to 1784 and encodes 566 amino acids. Gene Ontology annotation, cellular component: cytoplasm; nucleus. The record is from RefSeq and is a predicted model, not a curated record. Lineage: Eukaryota; Metazoa; Arthropoda; Insecta; Hemiptera; Pseudococcidae.
UCAGUUAUUAUUUGAUCGACUCAGUUUGAAAAGUAAUUUUAUUGAGAUAUUCGAAUCCUUCUUAUUGGACCAUUCAAGUGAACAUGAAUUCUUUCUUCAUCAUUUGGACGGUUCUUUUUGCCUCCUAUUGCAGUAGUCAAGAUGAACUUUCAAAAACCAUCGUAAAUACUGAUUCUGAAAACACGAUUCGAUGCGAUACGUAUUUGUAUAAUCCAACUCACGAAAUAGCUUACACUUGGGCUAUUCAUAAUUUCAGCCAGUACGAAGCGAAAAACACAAGUCAGAUUUUUUCACCCAAAUUACAAUCACCCACUGAUGAUGAGUUUGUAUGGGAUAUUAAAAUAAUACCCAAUGGUAUUGAUGGAAAAAAUCAGACGUUCUCACUGUAUGUCUUCCUAUGCGAUACUCGUGACGUGAUCGCAGAUAUCAACGUAUCGAUUAUAAAUCAUGAAAAUGAAACCUUACAUUCUGUGAAUACGAUACGCAAAAAAAUCGGAGGGUCGUAUGGCCCUAUGGCCUGGACAAACUUUUGCAAGAAAGAUGAUUUAUUCAGAAAUCAAAUGCUGCAAAACGACACGUUAACCUUUUCAAUAAAUAUCAGAAGGUUUCCUGAAUCUCCGAAUGUCACUACUGUUGAUAACAUUUCCCAUCGAAAUAAAACCAAUUCCUCCAGUCUUAUACCCGAAACUACCAUUAUCAGAUGCAAUCUAUUGGAAAACCUCGAAUGGAUACUCAAAAAUCCGAAAUUCGUCGACAUGAUAUUCUCGACGAAUGGCAGCCAUUAUCAAUGCGGUGGUACGCCCAUGCAAGUACACGAAAUUAAAUUCAUCUGGGCUAUUCAUAAUUUCAGCGUUCACGAAACGUUAGGCUAUAGAGAGAUUUUUUCACCCAAUUUACAAGCACCGACAACCGAUAAAUAUACAUGGUACCUUAAACUCACACCUAAUGGUCAUUUUGACCGUCGUAGAGUUGAUCAAAUUGGUCUUGACUUAUACCUAUCCAAAUCAAGUAACGCUACACAGGCCUUAGCAAAGUGCGAUAUUUCAAUAAUUAAUCAUGAAAAAAAAGUACUACUCAACAGAAAUUUGCCAGCUGAAAAGUUACUGGCUGGGAGUAGUGUGUACUGGCAGUACUUUUGCAGCAAAACUUCUCUAUCGUUCAAAAAUGAAUUCCUAAAUAACGAUACGCUAACUCUGUUCGUCCACAUUAAAUGGAUUUCAGAACCUUGCAACGUGCAGACCGUUUCCCACCAACGUGAUAUUUCUUCGCCCGCAGCAACACCAGAGCUUUCUCUUACCCAAAGCUGUAAUCUUUCUCAAAUCUUAGAAUCGAUGCUGGAAAAUCCGAAAUUCGCCGACGUCAUAUUUACAACGAAUGGAAGCAGUUAUCCAGCCCAUCAAGCUGUUUUGGCCGCUCGAAGCCCUGUUUUCGCGACCAUGUUCCAAGAAAAAUAUACAAAACAUGGGAACAAAACUGCGAGAAUUCGAAUUAACUUCGCACCUAUGGGCGAAGAAGUACUACGGGCUAUGUUACGAUAUAUUUACACCGGCAAGUGUGAAAAUUUGAGCGGACUGGCUGAUAAAUUAUUCAUAACAGCUGUGAAGUACGGUUUGGAUGGAUUGAGAAAUAUUUGCGAACAAACCCUUCGUCAGACUGUGUCGGCUGAGAAUGCAGCGGCCAUGUUGGAAUUUGCCAAACAGCACCAGGCCGACGAAUUGAAAUCCAAAGCCAUGGAAUUUAUUGAAAACGUAUCGGAUCAAAAGUCGAAUACCACGAUCCACUAAUUGUAAGUUUAUCAAUAAUAGUAGGUAAAUACCUUUGAAAGUCACUAUAUUAUGUAGCAGUCAACAGUCAUUUUGAAUAAUAAAGUCACAAUUUUAGUCCGAAGUC